AUGGACUUCUGGCUAGAGCCAUUCACUUAUUGGCAUUCUCUAGACCGCAUCAAGAGCUUUGGCCGCUGUGAGGCGCGCCUACGCUCAGCACGUGCGCAGGUAGGCAAGAUUAAUCCUUCGCCAGCGCCCACUCACGCACCUAUGUGCAACUUCAAGACAGAAGAAAAGGCAGAUGCGAGGGCUCAGCACUAA
This is a messenger RNA of Penicillium hordei, 192 nucleotides long. RefSeq lists its product as uncharacterized. The transcript has a single exon. The record is from RefSeq and is a predicted model, not a curated record. The coding region runs from base 1 to 192 and encodes 63 amino acids. Lineage: Eukaryota; Fungi; Ascomycota; Eurotiomycetes; Eurotiales; Aspergillaceae.